This is a messenger RNA of Mugil cephalus (flathead mullet), 9249 nucleotides long. RefSeq names its product protein MLP1 homolog. The transcript has 10 exons. The coding region runs from base 71 to 8005 and encodes 2644 amino acids. Gene Ontology annotation, molecular function: protein-lysine-acetyltransferase activity. Gene Ontology annotation, biological process: mitotic sister chromatid cohesion. The record is from RefSeq and is a predicted model, not a curated record. Lineage: Eukaryota; Metazoa; Chordata; Actinopteri; Mugiliformes; Mugilidae. Gene Ontology annotation, cellular component: chromatin; nucleus.
UCCGGAAGUACAGUUAAUUUUUAUUCACAGGGAAAAAAACAGCUGUUGUUGGAAAAAGAAAACAUCAAAAAUGCCAGCCCCAAAGAGCGAAUCAGAUCCUCACGAGCCACAGCCCAAGAUGAGAAAGUUGGAUGAGGAUGGAGAGGCUCUGUCAUCCAGCCCUGCACCAGCUACUAAUAAUCAGCCCAUCAAAGCGGGAGAUAUGCGAGAAAUGAAAGUAGCCCCACGGACUAAGAAAAAAAUGUCAGUGGAAGGGGUGAAUAAGCCUGCCAAGUCACCCAAACAGAGUUCCCCCCCUAAGGAUUCCAGCAAAACAGACUCUGACCCGCCUGUCAAAAAAGCCAAGCUCCUGAAAGCCACAAGUGCCUCCUGUGGAGAAGCUCCCACACAGAGAGCUAACUCCAACGCGUCCCUGAAGCGAACAGCCUCCACGGAGUCUGAUGAUGAGCUAAGUAGCGAUGACAGUAAAGUUGACUUCUUUAGAGAGAGGGAUGACGAAGACAAGGCACGCUGCAUCAGGAAAUACUCGAACAAAGCCAAGCGCAAAGCUGAAGAGUCAUCUUCUGAUCCAAAUGAGUUGAGCCAGGGUUUACCAUCCCCGCCCGUGGGCCCUGUACAGAUGGACCACGAUUAUGGUAGAUUCUCAGAUUUGCUAAGUGUUCCAGGCACGGGUGAGACUCAUCAAGAUGAGAUAAAAGAAUCUUUCACACCUCAAGAGGGACAAGAAAUAUCCGUUAAUGCAACACAAGAGGUGACGAAAGAAACCUCAAUUUCUGUAAGCACUGACAUUGGCACCAAAUUUGAGUCUGCUGUUGAAGACAGUAAACACAAGGAACUACACAAUGUAGAAAGCCAAAAGCCUGUGGAUAACGAAUCACCAGCAUCGCCUAGAGAACUGUUAGAUCCCAACACUGCGGAAAUCCCUUUCACAUUUGAGGAUGACAAAAAGGAAAACAAGGAUAAAGCUGAUUCCAUCCAAAGCCAAAAGGAUGGAGAUAAUGAAACGCAAGCAUCGUCGGUAGAAACACUAAGGUCUUUUGGAGAGGAUAAUACAAGUUGCAAAAGUGUAGAACAAGCAGAUGGAACGAUGCAUUUGGUUUGUGAAUCAGAAAGUCAGGCAGACCUGUGUCCUGAAACUAAGGAGAACACAAAGUUUGUUUCUGAUGGAAAUGAACUCCAUUUAAAUUGUAAAACUGGUGAAGAUGAGCCUGGCACACUGGGAGUUUCUGCAAGUGACAGUAAUGUUAUACCAGAACUAGCAACGUCAAACGAAGCAAAUUCCACGCCACAACAAAUCCUGGUAGAAAGCUGUAAUCCAGAGAGUCAAAUCGAUGAAACUCAGUCUAUAUCUGUGUCUGCUGACCAUUCAGAGACUCAAACAGACCUCAGUGUCAAAAUUCAAGUGACUUUUGAAGAAAAAUCCAAAUCUAUAGACACGCCACACAUAGUCACCAGCAUUCAUGAUGAUGUGAACACAAAAAUACAUUCUGGGGAAAAUCUUGAAGCUGACUUCCAGUCAACCCAGACUGUUGAGGUGCAACUGAGCCACACCUCUCAAGCAACUAACAACACUACGGAAAUAUUGACACCUGAUUGUGAGACCGUUCUUGAGGAAAAUAAAAAAGAGGACUUUUCUGAAUGUUUCACAGUUCCAGAGAGCCAAAUAGCACCGCAAGAGGAAAUACAAAAUGAGGAGACCCACAAACUUCAUGACAACACGGCGGAAAUGUCAGUAGAAGCUAAAGAAGAGUCUGCAAGCACAGAAAAAGAUAAGGACACAAGUGUUGAGUGUGCUGUUACUCAAAAUAGUCAAAUCACUAUGGAUAUAAUGACUUCAGUGACAUCAGAGAUUUCUAAUCAAGAUGUUACAGUGGAAACACAAAGUCAGAAAACUCACGAUGUUUCUGGACCUACCACAAACACAUCUACAAAUCUUCCUGAGCAUCAGGUGGGUGAAAAUUGUGAAAUUAUAGACGGCACAGUGAACCUUGAAUGUGGAACUGAUGGACAUGAAAAAAUAGAGACGCAGACUGAAACAAUAUCAAAUAUCUCUAAUCCAGAACAAACUGAGGAAAUGCAAAUGCAGGAGAGCCAGAAAGUCAGUGAAUCUACUACAGUCAUAUCUACUGAGGUUCCUAUCGUAGUUGAUAGAUCUGAAAACAUGCAAAUAUUUGAAUGUGAUGGUAGAUCAGAGAGUCAAAGCAAGACGGAAAUGCAUGAGUUUUCUAAUCCAGCAGAUAAAGCAGAAUUGAAAACCCAGGCAAGCCCAGUCAGUGAACUCAGCACAGGCAAACCUGACAAGGUUCUAAAAGAUGCUGGAACUGCAAAUCAUAGGAGCAGUGAAGAAGCUGAAUUUAUGGAUGCUACGAAGAAUCAAAAUGAGGUGGAUGUACUGAAAGCAGCCACCACUGAGGAAAUCAGUAACAUGAUGCCAGUAGUCGACAUACACAGCCAGGUGAGCCAGAUGGUCGAUGAACCCAUCACAGAUGUAUCAACUGAAUUUCAUGGGGAUCAUGAGGUUGAAAAACUCACAACGGUAGAAAAUGACAACAAAGUGAACUUAGAGACUGUGGCUGCACCAGAGAGUCCAAUCGAAAUACAAACGGAGUCAACAAUGGACAUUUCAAAACCAGACCUGAUGGUGGAAAUACAAAAAAGCCAAACAGAAGUGGCUUUGCAGAUUAAAACAUUAGAGGAGAGUCCUAACAAAGCCUCUGUAGUGGAAAUGCACAGUCUGGAAAACGAAGACGCCAGUAAACAUACUGCAGAUGAAACAUUUAAACAGGUUCAGCAAGACCAGAUGACUGCAAAUCUUCACAUUGUGAAACAUCAAGAUAACACGGUUGUUGAAGGUGCAACUGUUAAAGAGAAUCAAAUCAGAAUGGAAAUACAGGUUACAUCAACAUCAGAGAUUUCUCAAGCAGCCUCUUCAGAGGAAAUACAAAGUGAGAAAAGCCACAAUGAGGUGAAUAUAGAAACCGCAACGACUUCGGAGGAUAUUUCUAACACAACACCUGCAGUGGAAGCACGAGAGAACCAGGAUGUCUGUGAACAUACCACAGAUGUAUGUACACAGUCUGUGACAGUGGCAGAGAAUAAAAAUGAAAUGGAAACACAGGCUGAAUCAACAUCUGAGGUUUCUAUAUCUGCAGCUCAAACUCCAAGUGAGAAGAGCCAGGAAGUCCAUGAACCUGCAAACGACAUAUCGGAGGAAGUCGAAGAACGGUUAAAUGUUACUUCAAAUGAUUGCAACGAAAAUGGAAACAGUGCUGCCACUGAGUCAGUCACCACUACAGAGGGUGCAACAGAAAUGGAAAUACAGACAAACGAAAUACCGGAGGAGAUUUCUAAUCUCACAUCCACAGUAGAGAUCCAAAACCAGGGAGGUCCUGAUGUCAGUGAGGACACAACAGACACUGAAAUACAAAAAGAUUUCAUCAAUACAGAAAGUGACUUAAACAACGAUAAGGUUAAUGUUGAAUGUUGCAGCACUACUGAGAAUCAAGUAGAGAUGGAGGUGCAGACAACAGUAAUAUCAGAAGAGAUUUCUGAUUCAAGACCUGAUGUGGAAAUACAAAACCAGUCAAGUCAGGACAUCACUGAAGUAAGUACAGCCAGUGAUGUUCAAAAAGACUUGAUGAGCUGUGAGAGUAAGCAAAAUGAAGUCGAGGAUGCUUCUGAAUGUGUUGAUGUCCAAGAGAUUCCAACUAAUAUUGAAACUACUUCAGCUCCAGAGGAGGCUUCUGAUCCAGCAGCUGUAGCAGAACAGCAAAACCAUGUGACAGAGGAAAUCAAUCAACACACCAUGGCCUUAUCAGAGGAGAUUCAGAAGCCUCUUGCUAUCACUAAUUUGGAAAACAACAAAAAUGACAGACAGACAGAGCCUGGUGCUGACGAUGUCCAAGGGGAUAUGGAUGUAAUAAGUGGAUCAAUAGAAAGGGCAGAUACUGCAUUAGAAGGAGAAAUGGGAAGCCAAGUGAUUAAUGAGGUCAAGGCUGACAAGUCUGUCAGUAAUAUUGAAGGACAAGCAGAAGGAGCUGAAAGCAGUGAGGUAAUUGUUUUUGUCUGUGGCCAAUCAGAUGACAGUGAUUUCGUAAUUCAGACAUCAGAAGAGCAGAUUAAGACAGCUAAUCAGUCGGAGGUUCAUGAAAACCAGAUAGUGUAUGAACCCAUUAGUAGUCCAGAGAGUAUUGACGGCAGAGAGGUUUCUUCGGCAGCAGAGGAUCAUGUCGGUGUUUCUUUACUGGACGUGCAGAGCACAGAAGCUGAGGAUAUGCAGUUUUCUGUCAAGGAAAAUGACAAAGAAAUUGUUGAGUCACGGAUGGAAAACAAAGAAAUUAAAGAAGUUGGUGUCUCAGUCAGCCAUACAGCAGUUGAGAUGGAAUUACAAACUAUGGAUGUACCAGAGAAUCCUGUGCCUGCACAGCUGGAGCAGGGUAACCCCACUGCGGAUGUGAAAGACUUUGCAUCGAUAAGUUCUGGUGAUGGUAUCAGCGUGCCAGAUGGCCGGUCAGAAGAUGCCACUGACAAAAGUAAAAGUAAUGGUUUUCCAGAGUGUGUUCCUGCCACGGAGUUGUCUGAACAGCUGCAGGAGGAUGCUGGACUCCAGGAAGUGACAAAUAUCACAGAGAUAACACCUACAACUGACACUCAAUCUGCAUCUGAGGAUUUUGUGAUUUUAGAACCAGUCCCAGAGAGCGAAAUCCCCUUUGAUAUCGUCACUCAAGCUGCAGCCGAAUCAGGUCUGUCGGCCUCUAUGUCAGAGGAAGUUAGUCCAGACGAUGUGGUGAUGAGAGAAGUGGAAAAUGAAAAGAUUUUAAAUGGUUCCCAACAAACUGUAUGUCUUGAAGCAGAAGUACAGCAACACGAAGCAACUGAUGUGGUUGAAGAUGCCACAGAAAAUAGCUCAGGUGACCAGGAGAAUAAGAUAAAUAUUUCAGCUUUAGAGGAAGGAAUUCAGGUUACUCAGAAUUCUGACCAGCAGUCCACAUCUGGAAUAAAGGAUAUUAGUAUCUCAAAUAUGGAGGAGACGAACCUUAAAGCUCAAGGCACAAAUAAGGACUGUAAUGAAGUGGUGAUGGAGAAUGCCGAAGGAAAUUUGAACCUAGAAGAAGUGCAGAUUCUGGAGGAUAUAGAGAUUGGCCACGAGAUUGUAGUUGCAGAGGAAGAGAAUGAAGAAGACAGCGGCGUUACAAUAAUAGAAAAACCACAGGAAACACCUGAGCUAGGUCUUCCCAAAAAGUCUGAAGAAAAAGUAAAAAACAAAGAUGACAGUAAUGCGACCAACAUCAAGCAAAACAGCACUACUGUAAAGACCGAAGAGGAAAAGAAGGAACAAGAGGCACAGAAACCCAAGAAACAAGAAAUGAAUACACAAGCAAGAACCAAAGCUCGCCUUGCAGCCCUGGCUGAGCAGAAGGCUGCUGCAGCUAAGAGGACAGCAAACAGACAGCAGCUGAACCUCUUAGCCCUGUGCCAGGAGAUCGCCGAGGACAUUGCCACAGACAGCAUGCUGUUGAAGAGGAUAGAGGAAGAAAAACAAGCGGCGGCGGCAGCGGCAGCGUCCAAAAGUGAAGCCAACAAGAAGGAACAUCCACCCGUUAGCACACAAGAUGCAGACAUGGUUGGUGUUGCCACCCCUGCUGGACCAGAGGAGUGCUCUUCUUCAGUCACCCCUGCUGAGGAAGCAUCGGCCGCCCAGCUCCCGACGGCAGAUUCAUCCAAAACCAAGCCUGCUGCAGAGCCUCAGAAGAGACGUUUCUUCAUCACACAGGUUUCAGUGCCCCUGAAAGCUCACGAGAAAAAGAAGCUAACUCGAUAUCAAAGACUAAGACAGGUGGAGCUGCAGAGAGAGAAAAUGUCUUGGGCGCGUGUUAAGAAGUUAAAGUCCGACCAAGCAAAUCAGAUGUUUUCAGACAUUGAUUGGCAACCACCUUUGGCUACAUCGGUGAGCCCUGCCACGACAACUCCUCCACCUGCACCCAGUCCAUUAAAGACAUCCCCUCCAAGUCCUGCUACAGCUAGCAAACCUUCUACACCCAAGACCGAGACUCCCAAAGUGGAAACUGUUAAGGCUGAGUCAACUGAGACUGGAAUCCCCAAAACUGAACCCACUAAAGCGGAAACCUCCAAAACUGAGCCCAGGAAGGCCGAAGCUGCUAAAACUGAAGCCAGUAAAACUGAACCUUCUAAUACAGAGGUCCGUAGAAGUACAAGGCAAAGUAAGGCUCAAACACUGAAAGCUGCAGCUGCUCCGGCGCCUGCCCCAAAAGUAACCAGGUCAGCGGCAAAAAGGACCCUGCCGGCAAAGCCUCCCCCCAUGCCCAACGGGCUUAAUGCUCAAAAACUCAACGUUGAAGUUGAGUACAAGCCGUACAAACCCAGGCCCAAGUACUCCCCUGAUGACUUCGAACUAGAUGACGACCCAUUACCAAUUAAACCGACGAAGCCAAGUAACCAGUCGGGUCUCCAGCAAUCAGCUCGCCCCGGCGUUCCCUCAAACCUCGCAUCUCAGUCUAAACCCACAGGUUCACCACAGCUCGCCAACCAGGCCCGACUCAAAGCUCAGACCACACCCGCUGGACAGAUCUCAGGUCAGUCAAAGCCCGGCGCUGCAGCUCCGGCUCAGUCAAAGCCAGCACUGUCAAAACCUACUGUUGCGACAACCGUCCAGUCAAAGGCCUCAGGUACACUUGCAACUUCGACAAGGCCUGUUUCAUCAGCCAGUGCUCCGUUGAAGUCUCCUGUCUCGACUGCGCCGCAGCCUAAAGCUGUUUCAGCUACGAGCCAGUCCAAGCCUGCUGCUUCUGCCUCAUCCCAAGUAAAGACAGCUGGUGCAAACGCAGCACCGUUGAAGCAGUCUACUCCAACAACAGCAGCUAGGCCUGCUGUUGCAGCCAAAACUGAGAUGAGGCCUGCUGCUUCCAAUGACAUCUCUUUAGUGCAACAGAAACCACCAAAUCCUCCAUCAGGGGAAGACGGCAAAUACAAGAAAACAGCUGAGCCACUUUCAUCAGUUCCUGCUGUUUCCCUUCCCCCUGAGGAGAGCUUGAAAGUGUGUGAUGGCGCGCAGCAGUGUGAAGAAAAGCCUGCAGUCGCUACUGAGGAACCUUCUCCAGAGAUUAAAAAAGAAACGGUCACAGCAAUGGAGAAGCCAUCAGAAAGGCUCGGUCAAGACGGAGCAGCGAAGCAUCACGACGGCGGGGCUCCCCUCUCCGAUGCCUGCCUGCAAAAAGAAGUCAAGAAACUAAAGGAGGCUGACAAAGAUGGCACCCAGACUAUUAUCGACGCGGGCCAGAAGCAUUUCGGGGCCGUGGCCUGCAGCGUGUGUGGGAUGCUGUACUCCGCUGCCAACCCUGAGGACGAAUCGCAGCAUUUGCUCUUUCACAACCAGUUCAUCAGUGCUGUCAAAUAUGUGGGAUGGAAAAAGGAGAGGAUUCUGGCAGAAUAUCCUGAUGGGAAAAUCAUUCUUGUCCUGCCAGAUGAUCCCAAAUACGCUUUGAAGAAGGUUGAGGAGAUCCGGGAGAUGGUGGACAAUGACCUCGGCUUCCAGCAGGUGGAGACCAAGUGUCCCUCUAAGACCAAAACCUUCCUCUUCAUCUCUAAUGAUAAGAAAGUGGCUGGAUGUCUCAUAGCGGAGCACAUACAAGAGGGGUACAGGGUGAUAGAGGAGCCCGUACCAGAGGGCUCGGAGGGAGAGAAGGUGAUGUUUGAACGUCAGAGAGCCUGGUGCUGCUCCACAACACCAGAGCCGGCCAUCUGUGGCAUCAGCCGCAUCUGGGUCGUCAACAUGAUGAGACGCCAGGGCAUCGCCUCACGUAUGCUCGAGUGCCUCAGGAACAACUUCAUAUACGGUUCAUACCUGAGCAAAGACGAGAUCGCGUUUUCAGACCCCACACCCGACGGAAAGCUCUUCGCCACGCAGUAUUUCGGCACUUCUCAGUUUUUGGUUUAUAACUUUGUGAGCGGGACGCGCUCCUCCCAGUCCGAAGCUAAAGCGGUAUGACGGCGUUCGGGGGGGAAAAAAAACGACGACGGAUUCGCGCGAGACGCUCACUGUCCAGUGAGACCCACGCUCACCAAAUCGUGUCUGACACUGAAUCUUCACGUGUUUAAAAACAACAACAACAAAAAAAAACUGUAAAUUGACUCCUUGGAGAGGUAACACAUUGGUUUAAAUCUCAGGAUUAAAACAACAAAGUGUUGUUUAAACAAAUGGUAAUUCACCCUUUAAACCCUCCCUGCAUAGUAUUUUGAAGAAUUAUUUUCUUUAUUCAUUUUUAAGUCAAUAUUCGGUUUUAUUAGAAGGAUGGAGGUUACAAGCAUGACCUGACAGCAAUAGAAAAGCAUUUCAUUGUUUAUUUUGAAAUUCCUGAGGAGCGUAACGUAAAGCCACAGCGGUUUGUUCUGUUUUCUAUGCUCUGUCGUAACACUAUGAUACAUUUAGGGUCCCUCUUUCCUGUUGACAGUGACUCUGCCAUCAACUUGAGUUGUUUUAAAGCGUUGUUGGUCAUUCUGAAAGGAAUUUAUAUUGUUGUAUCGAGCGGUUAAUGUUUAAUUUUUAAAUUUUCACCUUUUAACGGGCUAAUUUCAGUGUCCUUUUAGUUGUAAUAUUUCAAACGAACCAUCACGACUCAUUUCAAGGGUGUGAAGAGAUGUGGGUUAGAACUGUAGCUCGGGCAUUAAUCGUGUUCUCUACUUCGAUCACCUUGCCUGAAACGUUUUCCAAGCCGAGCCAUAUAUACUGUACACCGUUUAGCGGGGCAUUGUAGCCUAUACUGUAUGAGUGGUGUCUUUUAAUUUCACAGAGGCUUUUGUUUGUGCCUGAAUGAAUAAUGUUUGACUUAAGAUGUUGAUUUCUUUUCUUUUACACAUUUGAAGCCGUACGUCACUCUAAGCAGUGUGCAACAUUUUUUUUUUAUUAUUAUUAUUAUUUUAAUUUAGCGUAGUGUCAUCCUCCUAUUCCUUAGAAUUUAUAUGUAUAUCAAAUUAUCAUGUAGAUUUAUGCAUACUAUAACAAGAUUUCUAAUGAAAGAUGAGCAAAGUCUUGAUCAACGCGAGGGGUUCAGGUGAACCUGUGCCUCUCUUAACACACAGAUUAACUGCAUCUUUGUAAUCCAUCUCUUAUUUUCUUCUUUCUCCUUGUUGAAGCUUUUAGAAAGACGUGUCGUGUGAGGAAAAGAAAUUUGAUUUAUACGAAGCUGUUAUGUAAAUAUUUAUUUAAAUAAACGAUAAAACAUUUUGGCUGCA